UUCUUCAUCAAAUCGCAUCCCCAAUUUAUGCGGGAAGCGCGGAGGAGGAAAACAUACCGCCUCUCCUCUGUUUCUUCUCCUCCCCUGCAAUUCCUUCUCCACGUUCGCGUAAAUAGCACAUAGAAAAAUACUGGAAAUUAUAGCCUUUGUAUUCACGCAGUUAAUUGAUCAUGCAUAUGCCCAUUUCUAGGUGCAGAGAGAACCAAAAUGAGUCUUUUCUAUUGUUUUUUGCCUCAUGAAAAGAAGGCCUCAAAGAAGAUUAGAAGCGGAAGCAGACGGAAGAAUGCUCCGGUGUCCGUCCACCACCGCCUCAUUGACCCCUCUCUGCGGCGUUGGCUGCCGACACAUUCGUUUUGUCGUGACAAGGUGAAGAAGAUCCAAAGGAAAACUGUCAAUCCGAAAGAAACUGAGAACAAAGAUGGAGGCAAUAGGAACAUUGCGGCACAGAUAUUCACAUUUAGGGAACUUGCGGCGGCCACAAAGAAUUUCCGGCAAGAAUGUCUGCUCGGUGAAGGUGGCUUCGGCCGCGUUUACAAGGGUUAUUUGGAGAAUACGGGCCAGAUUGUAGCAGUGAAGCAACUAGACCGCAAUGGGUUGCAAGGAAACAGAGAAUUCCUGGUGGAAGUGUUGAUGCUAAGCCUUCUGCACCAUCAACAUCUUGUCAACCUAAUUGGCUACUGUGCUGAUGGAGAUCAGAGGCUUCUCGUUUAUGAAUUCAUGGCUUUGGGUUCUCUUGAAGACCAUCUUCUUGAUAUUCCACCAAACCAAGCUCCAUUGGAGUGGUCGAUCAGAAUGAAAAUCGCAUUACAUGCUGCCAAAGGAUUGGAGUAUUUACACGAAAAAGCCAACCCGCCUGUCAUCUACCGUGACUUGAAGUCUUCAAACAUUCUAAUAGAUGAGAAAUACAAUGCCAAGCUCUCUGAUUUUGGGCUAGCCAAGCUUGGGCCUAUGGGGGGAAAGAGUCAUGUAUCUACAAGAGUAAUGGGGACGUAUGGUUAUUGUGCCCCUGAAUACCAAAGGACAGGUCAGUUAACUGUCAAAUCCGAUAUUUAUACUUUUGGAGUUGUGUUGCUUGAGCUCAUCACAGGAAAGAGAGCCAUCUUUACAACCAAAUGUGGCAAUGAUCAAAUGCUAGUCAAAUGGGCCGAGCCGAUCACCCAAGAUCCAAGUAGGCAUUCGGAAUUGGCUGAUUCCAAUCUGAAAGGGAACUUUCCAAAGAAAGGGUUAUCCCAAGCAGUUGCAGUGGCAGUAAUGUGCCUGAAUGAAGAUCCAGCCUUAAGGCCAAUGAUGAGUGAUGUGGUCACUGCUCUUAGCUAUCUUUGGGUUGAACCAGCUGAGUUGGGUUUAGAUUCUUCACCAACUCUCUGCACAUAGUACUGCCCCUGGUUGCUCUAUCCUUUAACAUAUAGCUUGGUGCAUCAGAGACCUUGGAUUGAUGGUUUUUUCAAUCAUUUUUUCCCAUAAGAUUCUAAUUUCAAAUCCUCGGGGUAAAGUGCAGUGUAAAAACUUCGAUUUGAUAAACUAUUGACGACAGAAGCAUCGAAGCAUACAACAAGUGAAUGAGGCAAUCUCAUAUUGUUCAUGAUUUUUUCUUCUUCUUGUGAUGCUUCUUACCAGCAAGAGAUUAUAUGACAUUCAAGUCUAAUCCUCA
Messenger RNA from Cuscuta epithymum, 1651 nucleotides. The record is from the annotation of a GenBank genome assembly. NCBI's taxonomy places the organism in Eukaryota, Viridiplantae, Streptophyta, Magnoliopsida, Solanales, Convolvulaceae.